GGACGGCCGCAAGCAGGAAGUCCUCACAUUUAGCAAACACACCGUGGAUGUAUAAUAAUAACGGGAGGCACUAAUCAAUGAGAAGAUAGAAUCCUAAUCUUACGUUUUUAAGAGGUAAUAAGAUGGAUAACAUGGUGACAGACAACAGGGGUGAACCACAGACGGACUUAAUCUACUGUUGUGGAGCCAUCACAGAGGUUCUUAAAUUUGGCUCCUGUCAGUUACACUCUGGACACAAGGUGCUUUUUCUUAUCAUUCCAGGUAACCCAGGUGUAGUGGGCUUCUAUAGAACCUUCAUGCAAACACUUCACAGUAUGUUUGAAUACCGCCAUCCAGUGUGGGCUGUAAGUCAUGCUGGCCACUGUGUACCACCAGACUCCAUGGAUAUGGUAGAAGAUGCCUUCUCAGCAGCAGAAGGUGACGUGUUUGGCCUGAACGGCCAGAUUGAACACAAGCUGUCCUUCCUCAGGCAACAUGUUCCCAGAGGAACCAGCCUGGUCCUGGUGGGACACUCCAUCGGCUGCUACAUUAUUCUCAACAUGAUGAAGAGAAAUCCUGAACUCAAGAUUAUAAAGGCCAUUGCGUUGUUUCCCACCAUUGAGCGCAUGGCUCAGACUCCUCAGGGGAAGGUCAUGACCCCUGUGCUGUGUCACAUGCGUUAUGUGGCCUACCUGCCUCUCUUCCUGCUCUCUCUGCUGCCGGAGGAACUUAAAGCCAGCCUGAUCAAGCUAGUGUUUGGUGGCAUCCGCUCUCUGGACCACACUGUAGUCCAACCUACUGUAGGUCUACUCAGCGGAGACUGUGCAGCCAAUGCUAUGUACAUGGGGGGUCAGGAAAUGAGGAAUGUUCUGGAAAGAGACAACAUAACUAUCAAGAAAAACCUUCAAAAGCUCAUAUUUUAUUAUGGAGCUACAGACCACUGGUGCCCUGUUGAAUAUUAUUACGACAUCAAGCGGGAUUUCCCACAUGGAAAUUUCAGACUGUGUGAAAAAGGAUUCCGCCACGCUUUCGUCCUGGAUGCAGGAAGAGAAGUUGCCAAAAUGGUGUUUGAAUGGAUCAGUGGAGAUUUGGGGACGAGUUCAAUCUUUGCUUUCCAGACCAGGAGUUUAUUUUUAUCAGCAGAGAUUGUGAAACUAAAUUGAGAAUGCAAGCUCAAUGCUCAAGAAAUAUAAAAAAUUAUUUAAAUAUUU
Sander lucioperca (pikeperch) is the source of this 1190-nucleotide messenger RNA. RefSeq names its product lipid droplet associated hydrolase (gene ldah). NCBI's taxonomy places the organism in Eukaryota, Metazoa, Chordata, Actinopteri, Perciformes, Percidae. The record is from RefSeq and is a predicted model, not a curated record. The transcript has 8 exons. Gene Ontology annotation, cellular component: lipid droplet. Gene Ontology annotation, molecular function: lipase activity. Gene Ontology annotation, biological process: lipid storage. Bases 123 to 1142 code for a protein of 339 amino acids.